Molecule: messenger RNA, 661 nt
Organism: Eurytemora carolleeae
Lineage: Eukaryota; Metazoa; Arthropoda; Copepoda; Calanoida; Temoridae
Product: translation initiation factor IF3-2, chloroplastic
Exons: 8
Coding region: 49-621 (190 amino acids)
Source: RefSeq, a predicted model, not a curated record
GAAAGAUUUGGUGUAAAACCUACGUUGGUUCUCAUAGACUGCAGUGAAAUGGAACUUGGACGAAACCUUGGCCGACGCAAGGGUGGAGGUGGAGAUAGUCUUGAAGCAUCCAGAAGACGGCUCGAGAUCUAUAGAGAAUUAACUUUACCUUUACUAAAGACUUUUGACGAGGAAGGAAGACUGAGAGUUGUCGAUGGGGAUUCAGAUUCAAAUCAGGUGCUGAGUGAUUUAAACCGUGUACUCAGUACAGAGAUGUCCAGUCUACUUCUGGAAAGUGUACUCAAACAGGAUACAGGUAAAUAUCAAAUAUUAGCGAAAGGGCAGAAAAUUCAAAAGAAGGAAAACAAAGAUCUUGGUAAAACUGAGGAUCUUAUUGAUGAGCUUGAACGUGAGAUUGAUCAGGAGAAUGAAGCACUGGAGAAAGAGAUUGCGGAAACAUAUGAAGAGGUUGAGGUCACACUUGAAAGUCCGACACGGGGAGAAGAUGAACCUGAACCUGGACCUGAACCUGAACCGGAACCGGAACUGGAACCAGAACCUGAACCGGUUUCAGAUCCAUCCAAUGAAGCUGAAACAGAACCAAAAAUGAACGGAAACACAAACAUUAUUCCCGAUGAGUAAAGUAACACCAAUUUGGGAAAAUAAAAGAAAUGAAAUAUGA